AAACAGCAUAUAAGAAAAUCUGUCACAGUUUUACCACAAUGACAAUGUAUGUUUGAUGUGUCAUCUACAGGUAAUAAGUGGUAAUUGCUCUCAGGAGACAAAUAGUGUAGUAUAUAAAACCUACUGCGCAACUGAAAUAUGUUUUAUUAAAUGCAGGCAUUAAAGGACUGAUGUGUUGGCUGCUCUUUGUGCUCUACACAUUCCCGAAUAGUUAGCUCAGGACUUCAUAGUGUACAAUCCUUUCCACAGAAACUUGAAACCCGUCAAAACAUUUGCAUUUCUUCAAGUAAAAGAUGAACUGCUUUAGGGUAACUUCACUGAUAUCUCUUAGUAUUUUUUUGGUCAGCUGGGGAGAGACUGUCAUAACUAAUGUCAAACCUUGUUCAUCUAAGGGCACAAGGAAUGUUGGAGCUGUGGACGAACCACUCAAGGCAGAAGAGAAAAAUAAAUCUGCAGAUAUUUCAAAACAAAAAGAACAAUGCCUUGUACCAUGUGAUGUUCAAGCUAAAAUUUUACGAGGGGAAAAACAGUACAUGUGCAGAAAUUUACAGAACUCUCUUGUUGAAUACGCAAGAAGCACAAAAAAGCUGGUGAGAAACAUGAUGGAUGAUCAACAGUCUUCCUUGGAUUACCUUUCUAAUCAGGUGAAUGAACUCAUGAACAGAGUUCUUCUUCUGAAUGCAGAAGUUUUAAGAAAGCAUUUGGAUCCACUUCCUUACAAAGCAGUUCAAUCACAUGGGUUGGAUUGCACUGAUAUUAAAGAUACCAUCGGUUCAGUUUCAAAAACUCCAACUGGUCUGUACAUUAUUCAUCCAGAAGGAUCAAAUUAUCCUUUUGAGGUUUUGUGUGACAUGGAUUUUCAAGGAGGUGGAUGGACUGUAGUUCAGAAAAGAAGUGAUGGAAUCAUUACAUUUCAGAGAACGUGGUCUGAAUAUCUGGAUGGAUUUGGUGACCUAUCUGGGGAAUUUUGGCUUGGAUUGAGGAAGAUUUUUCAUAUAGUAAACCAAAAAGCAACUAGUUUCAGUCUUUAUGUGGAUUUGGAAUCAGAAAAUGACAAGCAUGCUUAUGCAGCGUAUGAUGGAUUUUGGAUAGAGGAUGAAGCAUGUUCUUUUAAAAUCCAUUUGGGGCAUUAUUCGGGAAACGCUGGUGAUGCCUUUAGAGGAUACAGAAAAGAAGAUAAUCAGAAUUCAAUGCCUUUCAGCACAUUUGAUGUUGAUAAUGAUGGAUGUAGGCCAGUGUGCACUAUUAAACAACAGCUUGUAAAGAGCUGCAGUAACUUCAGUGACAGCACUGGAUGGUGGUUCAACCAGUGUGGCCUUGCAAAUCUUAACGGUGUUCAUCGUUACACAGGUAGAUUUCUUGCAACUGGGAUUCACUGGGAUACAUGGACAGUGAACAACAAACCUGUCAAAAUUAAAUCAGUUUCAAUGAAAAUUCGGAGAACCUUUAAUCCAUAUUUCAAUUAACCUAUGAAAAUAGAAAUGCCUUUCUUCUUGCAGUUAUGUGGGAAAAUGUAUCACUGCAACAUUAACACUUUUCAUUUUCAGUAAAACAGUUCAGUCUUAAAACAUUAUUAGAUAUUUGCAUAAUACAGUUACUCAUUUUUAUUAGGAAAUGUCAGCAUUUGUAGUGUUCCCACUUGAGUAAGUAGGCCCUAAGAAAAGGAUUUUCAGAAAUAAAAGAUGAAGCUUAGUGUUUGUCAGCUUUUGUUUAUCUGCUUCUUAUGCAAUUUCAGUCAGUGGAAAAAUUAUAAUAAGGAGAGUAAUUCUGACUUUUGAAUGUGUUUCUUCUAUGCUCUCUGCAUAUCUGAAUUGCCAAGAAAAUGCAGGAAGUUUUCUUUAAAGCAUCAUAUACCUGUCAUUUCAGUAAUCAUAUUUUGGAAAAAUACCUUUUUUUUUUUUUUUUUUUUUUUCACCUUAGGUUAAUUUUCCAUAACCAGCUCUUCUUUCUAUAUUCCUUAUCAAGCAAGAUUACACUGGCUCAUGUCAGAGCAUAUGUAAGGUUUCUUACUUGUAUACCUUGUAAUACCUUCCCUGUAAAAUCAGGCCUUGAGAGUAUUGUGUGAACCCUGAGCAUUUUAUACUGUCAGGAUCUGAUUUUUAUACAAGUAAGGUAGAUCCUGAUGUGCAAGAACUACGGUCUGUUUUGUACUUAAGUUUCACAGUCAAUGUAUUUCAUAUUCAGGUUUUUACUCUUCCGUUAAGAUUUGUCUCUUUCACAAUUCACUGAAAAUGGACACUUGUUUUCAAAGAAAAUGUGUAACAUUUCAUAUAACCUUUGGAGUUUUAAUAUUUGGAUAUAUGGGCACGAUCUUGUCUUUUUCAUUCUUACUGGUAUUUACUUUGUGAAUGUUAAUGUAAUAAUGAACAGAAGAUUGGAGUAGUGUAAAUACAUUUUAAAUUAAGCAGUGUGAAGUGUUUGAAUUCCUAUCAAUAAAAAUGGAAUAAUAUC
Molecule: messenger RNA, 2451 nt
Organism: Cygnus olor (mute swan)
Lineage: Eukaryota; Metazoa; Chordata; Aves; Anseriformes; Anatidae
Gene: ANGPTL5
Product: angiopoietin like 5
Exons: 8
Coding region: 294-1466 (390 amino acids)
Source: RefSeq, a predicted model, not a curated record